AUGCUUGAUGGGAAAGCUGUCACAGCUUCUGGCAGCUUGCCGUUUAUGAGUUCAACGCCGAUUAGUUUGGGUAGGAAACGAUCGAGAAAGGCAUCCAGUAAAGAAAGUGAUGGUUCGGAUUCUGACAAACUGGAUGAACCAAAGAAGACGAAAUUAGAAGUUAAAAAAAAAGAUGCAACAGAACUGGGAAAAACGGAGACGCAGUCAGAAGAAACGGCUGCGGCGAAAUCGAGCGGUAUCGCAUCACGGUUGCGACCGAGGCGGCAGCCAGCCGUUCCGUCUGCUCAGGUAGUUGUCAGUGAGAAACUGUCGAAGAAUCGUGCCACAUGCUCCAAGAGAUCAAUGAGCGCACCGAUCUUGCUUGCAGCAUACGAAUCUUUGGCUUCAACUACACCAAAUGUCACAUGGAGACACAAUAGCCUGAUGGUAGCACCAAUGUGCAGGUGA
Gongylonema pulchrum is the source of this 447-nucleotide messenger RNA. NCBI's taxonomy places the organism in Eukaryota, Metazoa, Nematoda, Chromadorea, Rhabditida, Gongylonematidae. The record is from the annotation of a GenBank genome assembly.